CGUCAGACAAGCACCGGCAUCUGUGACCCCGAUCCUCACUUACAUCGCUGGUCUGUUGUACGGGGUGCCGGGAAGAAGCAGACAUGGAUUUGCCCCUAAACUUUAUCAUGUAUUUGGCAGUUCCUGCCUUGCUUUCGUUGUCUUGGGUGAAAUACAGAGGGCUAGAAUAUAUUUUAAUUCACUAUCGAUGGGUGUUCGUUUGUCUGUUUCUCUUGCCCGUCUCUGUGAUCUACGAUAUUUUUAUGUACCUGAGGAAUUGGCUCGUCUUCCAGUUAAACUCAGCACCGAAGAAGCACGAUCAAAAGGUUCAGCACGUGCAGAGACAGGUGAGAAGGUGGCGUGACGAUGGCGCUCUCACCCCGAUGUGUACAGCCAGACCAGGCUGGUCCAAUGUCAGCUUCAGACGUGGUCUAUACAAGAAAAAACUCCGCAACAUCCAAGUCAACCUCAUCGACAUCCUCAAUAUUGAUACAGAACGUAAGGUGGUUCGAGUUGAGCCAUUGGCUAGCAUGGGUCAGCUGACUGCCUUCCUCAACCCCCUUGGCUGGACUCUCCCAGUCCUACCUGAACUUGAUGAUCUCACUGUGGGCGGCCUCAUCAUGGGUGUUGGCAUCGAGACGUCAUCCCACAAGUACGGCCUGUUCCAGCACUGCUGCGAGUCCUUUGAACUGGUUAUUGCAGAUGGGAGUGUUGUCAAAUGUUCAAAGACUGAGAAUCCUGACCUGUUUUAUUCUGUGCCCUGGUCAUAUGGAACUCUGGGAUUUCUUGUGUCUGCGGAGAUUAAGAUCAUCCCAGCCAGGAAGUAUGUGAAGAUAGAAUACUACCCUGUCCACACCAAGAGGGAUAUGCUACGCAAGUUCCAGGAAGAAACAAAGAAGAAGUCUGGCAAUGAUUUUGUGGAGGGUUUGGUGUAUUCCAUGGACAAGGGGGUCAUCAUGACGGCCAACAUGACAGAUGAAGCGGAACAGGACAAGAUCAACUCCAUCGGCAACUUCUGGAAGCCAUGGUUCUACAAGCAUGUGGAGGAGUUUCUCCGCACUGGCCCCGCUGUCGAAUACAUCCCACUCCGCCACUAUUACCACCGCCACACUCGCAGCAUCUUCUGGGAACUCGAGGACAUCAUCCCGUUCGGCAACAACCCUGUGUUCCGUUUCCUCCUGGGAUGGAUGGUGCCCCCCAAGAUCUCUCUACUGAAGCUAACCCAAGGGGAGACAAUCAAGAAGAUGUACGAGAAGUACCAGAUUAUCCAGGACAUGCUCAUCCCGAUGAAGGACCUUGGUGACGCGCUGUCUGUCUUCCACCAUGAACUCGACCUAUACCCACUGUGGCUAUGCCCCUUCAUGCUGUACAAUAACCCAGGAAUGGUACAUCCCGCUAGUGGUGAGGAUGAACUGUAUGUUGAUAUUGGUGCCUAUGGAGCUCCCAAGAACCCAGGCUUCAGUACCAUCCCUUCUACUAGAAGAAUCGAGUACUACGUGAAGAAAGUCCAUGGAUUCCAGAUGCUGUACGCAGAUUCCUACCUCUCCCGGGAAGAGUUCCAUGACAUGUUCGACCACUCCCUCUAUGACAAGAUGCGUCUGAAGCUGGAUUGUUGGAAGGCUUUCCCUGAAGUCUACGACAAAGUCAACCGCAAAGUCCGUGAUUAGUCACAUGGAUAACCAUUUACACUAAUGAUGGAAGCAAAAACUGUAGCCUUGUUCAGUGUACAAUUCUAUUGCUGAUGUCCAUCUCUUUGUGGACAAGCUUACAUGUAGGUUGUUGAUUUACAAGUUGAUUUGGCUAAUAGUCAGUGGUAUGGAAAACAGUUUUGUUUCCACUUCUGCUAAGUAUCAGUACUGGCGUAUAAAUCAAAAUGUUGAAGUGAGAAUAAGAAGUUGUACCACUGCUUGUUACUCUUGUAUUGAUCUCUCUCAACAAGAUAUCACUUUAUUUGAUUUAGAAAAAGAAAUCUUUUUUAGGAACUGAUGAGGUGACCUUGAGAUGCCACAACAAUUAUUUUAGAGGACUUCUGAUUGACCUGGCUGUGAACUAUGAAAAAUAUGUUGUUUGCUCUAAUCUGAUUGAUUGUCUCAGAUGAUGGGUACAAAACAAUAUGUUAAACAAUAUAGUUUAAGGGGCAUAUUGGUAAAUAAUACUGUAUUGUAGAUGAUUUGGGGGUUGGGAUGGGAGGGGAAUGUAUGUAAUACCUCAGAUUCUCAGCUUCUGUCUCGACAUGAAGCAUUAGCAGGUGUAAAGACUACAUGUAUGAGCCUGUGUUUCACCGGCAGUCAUCAGAAUGUAACGUUAUAGACCUGAAUACUGCUAUGGAUGGUAGUUGAGCAUCAGGCACUAGCUGGUGAGUAGGUCAAGACAAUCUCCUAUCUGUGUCCUCCUUCAAGUGGUAUGAUACAUGCCCCAGAGGCAUGUGAUGUGCAAUGGAGUGGACUGUAUAGUCACUGUGGAGUAUUCUAGCCAGUCGUUUGCCAGGAUUCCUCUCAGUUUCAGCAUUGAUGAUGACAAUCCACUUGUAUCAAACAAAAUCAAAGACCAAAUCAAACUUGUUAUAUCGUAGAACUACACAAUGUGACUUUUCCUUUGUGGUUUGUGGUAAUACUUGUUAACUUUUAUUUCACUUGUUUUGUGAUUUGCCAGUAUGUAUACAUUGUUGUGUAGUUUGUGGUUGUUGUUUUGUGAUAUCCACUAUCGUUGUUAGUGCUGUGCAGACAUUUCAGGGGCGUCAAGCUGAGGGGCACAAAACUCGAUGAUUUGCAGAGUCCCUACUUUGAGGGUGGGCAAAGCAGGGAGAGGGUGGACAAAAUGGGGAGAGGGU
This is a messenger RNA of Haliotis rubra (blacklip abalone), 2809 nucleotides long. RefSeq names its product delta(24)-sterol reductase-like. Gene Ontology annotation, biological process: steroid metabolic process. The record is from RefSeq and is a predicted model, not a curated record. Gene Ontology annotation, molecular function: Delta24(24-1) sterol reductase activity; FAD binding. The transcript has 8 exons. Bases 84 to 1646 code for a protein of 520 amino acids. Gene Ontology annotation, cellular component: membrane; cytoplasm. Lineage: Eukaryota; Metazoa; Mollusca; Gastropoda; Lepetellida; Haliotidae.